Molecule: messenger RNA, 1464 nt
Organism: Eimeria mitis
Lineage: Eukaryota; Apicomplexa; Conoidasida; Eucoccidiorida; Eimeriidae
Exons: 7
Coding region: 1-1464 (487 amino acids)
Source: RefSeq, a predicted model, not a curated record
AUGGCGGAGUGUUUCACGGUUGCGUCAGUUGACGCUGGGUCGCCUUCUUUCAGCUUAAACAGCGGUCCUUACAGGAACGUUCCGGUGUAUGUGCACCAGGCAAAGGGCCUGCCCGCAGAUGCAUGGGAGCAGGUCUACACAAAUCCCCUCUUUGGGGAAUGGGCUUCUAACCUUUGCCACGAGGGCAGGUUAAAAGUAGAGCGCAUCACCAUUCAGCAGCUGAAGCCGGAGAUAUGCUUCAACGUGGAGGCGACGAACAGUCAAGGCACCGCCGUGAAUGGGCCAGUGUACCUGCGACCGAUGCAGUCUGCCAUCCUGAUCGUGCUGCGUAACUCGGUGACGAAUUUGGAGUUGUGUGUAUUCUGCAAGAGACCGGAUCUCGCCACUGGUCUGAACGCGAGCUUGGCUUUGGUGGAAGGCACCUUCGACCAACAGGGGAAGCUGGAAGGCCCGUGUGGAGCUCUGCUGGAGAAACACCUAAACCUGUCGCUGCACAGAGACGACUGCGUGGACCUCUUGACGGCGGCACAUGGAAGGAUAGUUGGAGAUUCAGGGGUCACCUGCUGCCCUUCCUCAGCAACCGCAGACGCUCCUCCGGCCAUCAGGUCGCGGCUUCUGUUGUACCGAAGUGUCGCUACACCGGACGUGUUGCAGAAGCUGGAGCAUGAUGUAGGAAGGACCAAGAAACACGGGUAUCCCCCAGCAACAAUUGGAACGGAGGAGGGGGACGGUCUUUUGGGCCUUAGCGUGGUGUACAUGGGCGACACCUGGCGCGCGAUGUUGGACCCUCGUGCAGUGUUUGCUCUCUUCCUGCUCGUGGAGUUCCGUUACCACCAGUUGAAGCUCCCAAAGCCCCCGAGAGAUGCAGCGCACGAUGGAAAAACAUUAGCUCGUAGGGGCGAUGCUGGCAACGCAACCCUUGGAGUGCCUCCUAAGAAGGCAGUUGCGCAGUUCAGGAAGAUAUCUUCGCUCAGUCCCCUCUGCACGGGCGUCAACUUGCGCGUUAAAGUUGUCGAGCCAAUCAAGCCCGCACCUGACAUCAUUCUGCCCCGCGGUCAGACAAUCAAGAGAGCCACCAUGGUCGUUGGGGACGACGAAGCAAUGAUAACUCUGAACUUGGAAGGCGCACAACUUGAACUGCCCGACGUCGUGAACACACCCCUGUUGAUCAGAAACGCAAAAGUCGAAAUGGAAGACGGUCACAUGAGACUUGCAGUGGACAAAUGGGGAAAGAUUUCUGACGCUCGAGACGACGACUUCAAGGACUUCAAUUUUUCAGUUUGUACCACCAGAAACAUGAGCGAGCAGGAGUACGAGUUGGUGCACAUGUCGGGAGGUGACGACGCAAACGAGGGGAAUGGCGGCCGUUCCGGCGGGGGUCCACCCUUCGGAGGCAGGGGGAGGAACAUGAGGGGAAGAGGCCGUGGCGGCUUCAGAGGUGGAAGGGGAAGGAGAGGCAUGUAG